Messenger RNA from Arxiozyma heterogenica, 810 nucleotides. RefSeq lists its product as uncharacterized. The transcript has a single exon. Lineage: Eukaryota; Fungi; Ascomycota; Saccharomycetes; Saccharomycetales; Saccharomycetaceae. Bases 1 to 810 code for a protein of 269 amino acids. The record is from RefSeq and is a predicted model, not a curated record.
AUGCCAACUAACAAAUUAUUAGGACAUGAUAUACCAGUUUCAGCUUCUAUGUCACAUAGUGACCACAGUGUACAUCAACGCAAAUCUAUUUGGGACGAUGAUUUACCUCCGGUAAAUAGUGUAAGCGUUUCUACAACUACCAAUUUCCCACUUCCGUUGAAUAGUAGCAGUAUACAGCCACAUUCUACAAUGGAUAGUAACGAUAAUAAGAAUACGAAUAACAACAAUGAUAAUGAUAUUUUUACGUCGAAUAGUUCUAUUUGGGACAAUACAGAUUUUUCAAAUACACCACAAAUAAAUCCAACAUCAGUUGGAUUAACGACUACCAUGACUACAAUGACUCCUCAUGCAGAUAUAAAUGGAAUUUUACAACCAACUCUCUGUACGAUUCAAUCAAAUUCUAUGAAUGAUACAAAUGGUAAACCACUUCCAAUGAGCAUGAAUUUAAAUUCCUUAAAUGAUCAUGUUAUCUUUGAUUUAAUCUGUAGAGCAUACAGCACAGUGAUUCAAAAACAACCAACUAAUCAUAAUUUUGUUCCUGUAGAUACACUAUAUCAUCAAGUUAAUUCGAUAAUGCCGUUGGACUAUCAUACUUUUAUAAAUAAAAUAUUAGAGAUACGUAUUUUACAUGGUUGUGAGAUAUUAAAUUCAUCCAUGGGGACAAUUAGUCAUAUCAAGAUAGAUCUUGACACAAUACCUCAUAGCAAUACUCCCUCUCUACUUAAACAAAGAAGAGAUACACAAGAAAAUGGACAGUCGCAAAUGAAUUCAUUCAUGCUUCUAAAUGCAGUAGGUUCAAACGGCUCAUAG